AUGCCGGUGGAUUUGCACGAGUGGUCGGGGGCUCUGGCUCUGAAUGAGGUGGAGGAAAAGCCGAGGGAGCCCCUGAAUGUUAGUUAUGGUACGGUGGAGGUAGAUGAGCUGGGCAAGGUGCUCACCCCCACCCAGGUGCAGGACCGUCCGGUCUGCAUUAACUGGUCUGGAUGUGAUCCAGACAAACUUUAUACUCUGAUUCUAACUGACCCAGAUGCUCCAAGCAGGAAGGCACCAAAGUUUAGGGAAUGGCACCACUUCAUUGUGAUCAACAUGAAAGUGAAUAACUUUAAAAGUGGAGAGAUUCAGUCUGUCUAUGUUGGCUCAGGUCCUCCUAAAGGAACUGGUCGUCACCGCUAUGUCUGGCUGGUUUACGAACAAUCUCAGCCACUGAAAUGUGAUGAACAGCGUUUGACCAACCGUUCAGGCGAUAAACGUGGGACAUUCAAAACUGCAGCAUUCCGUAAGAAGUACAACCCAGGUGUACCAGUGGCAGGGACAUGCUGCCAGGCCGAAUGGGAUAACUAUGUCCCAAAACUCUGA
Molecule: messenger RNA, 543 nt
Organism: Carcharodon carcharias (great white shark)
Lineage: Eukaryota; Metazoa; Chordata; Chondrichthyes; Lamniformes; Lamnidae
Product: phosphatidylethanolamine-binding protein 1-like
Exons: 1
Coding region: 1-543 (180 amino acids)
Biological process (GO): negative regulation of MAPK cascade
Source: RefSeq, a predicted model, not a curated record